Centruroides sculpturatus (bark scorpion) is the source of this 1213-nucleotide messenger RNA. RefSeq names its product alpha-taxilin-like. The transcript has 6 exons. NCBI's taxonomy places the organism in Eukaryota, Metazoa, Arthropoda, Arachnida, Scorpiones, Buthidae. The record is from RefSeq and is a predicted model, not a curated record. Bases 77 to 1198 code for a protein of 373 amino acids. Gene Ontology annotation, molecular function: syntaxin binding.
AAUACAAUAUAAAUUUCUAAUUGCGUAUUUUAAAUUCUAGAAUAUAUUAUCUGCAUGUGAUGUAACAGAAAGCAAAAUGCAUAAAAAAUUUUCUAAAGGUUGCAAUUCUAGUAAACGUAAAGGAGAAAAAACUAUUGAUCAGUUGAUGAAAUUUUUAGCCAAUUAUGGCACGGCAGAAGAGAAACUUCAAGCCCUGUAUAAAAAGCAUCUAGAAGUUUUGGAAGAACAACGAAAUUUCGAAAGUAGAAUAAAACAGUCCGAAAGACAUAAUAUUCAGUUGACUAGAGAAAAAGAACAACUUCAAGCCGAUCACAAUAGAGCCGUUUUGGCAAAGAGUAAACUGGAAAGUUUAUGCCGAGAAUUACAGAGACAAAAUAAAGCAAUCAAGGAAGAGAGUCUUCUACGUAUUAGGGAGGAGGAAGAAAAAAGAAAAGAAUUAGUUGGAAAAUUUCAGACUACUCUCAAUGAUAUUUCGACUUUGAUGCAAGAAAAUCAACAGAAGAGCACUCAGCUGAAAGAAGAAAAUAUCGAAUUAGCCCAAAAGUUAAAAUCUCUGGUUGAUCAUUACGAUUUAUGGGAAAAGCAUAUGGGAAAAGUUGUAAGACAAAAGGAACUAGAAUCUCAAUUAGCUAAAGCAAAACUAGCCAAAACAAUGUUACAACUUAAACAAGAAAGGGAGAAUUUUCUGAAAGAGAAACACCAACUGUUGGAAAAUAUUAAUGAACUACAAAAAAGAAGUACUGAAUUAGCUUCGACGGAAUUGAAACUACGAAAUGAGCUGAGUCUGUACACUUCGAAAUACGACGAAUUUCAGGGAGUUCUUCGAAAGAGCAACGACGUUUUCAGCUCGUUUAAGAGCGACAUGGAUGCGAUGUCAAAAAAGAUUAAAAAACUUCAAAAAGAAACUGGUCAAUGGAAAACCAGAUGGGAGAGUAGUAAUCGUGCACUUAUUGAGAUGGCAGCUGAAAAACAAAAACGAGAUCAAGAAUUGUUAACGUCACAGCAGAGAGUACUUACUUUAGAAAAGUUAUGCAGGGCUCUACAGACAGAAAGAAUAGAGUUACAGAACCAGAUAAAAAAUCAACUCAAUCAAAUUGGUAAUAUUCUUUUUUAUACACUUUUUAUUAACUUAUCUGCACAAACAGGCAGACGGAAUAAAAUCUUAUCACUCAAUUUUCACUCACUUCCCAAUUUCUGAUCUAGUUUAGACUUU